Molecule: messenger RNA, 4228 nt
Organism: Conger conger (European conger)
Lineage: Eukaryota; Metazoa; Chordata; Actinopteri; Anguilliformes; Congridae
Gene: ttll9
Product: tubulin tyrosine ligase-like family, member 9
Exons: 13
Coding region: 1-1293 (430 amino acids)
Biological process (GO): microtubule cytoskeleton organization; protein polyglutamylation
Cellular component (GO): cilium
Molecular function (GO): ATP binding; tubulin binding; metal ion binding
Source: RefSeq, a predicted model, not a curated record
AUGGGAGAAGGAAGAAACUGUGUGCGAUAUAAGUGUGGACUCACCAACACCAUACAAGAUGUGCUUAGACAGAGACCAGGCUGGGUUGAAGUCAAAGAUGACAGCGAAUGGGACUUUAACUGGUGUGAUGUCAGCUGGCUGAGGGAAAAUUUUGAUCACUCUUACAUGGAGGAACACGUGCGAAUAUGUCAUUUCCGCAACCACUAUGAGCUGACCCGCAAGAACUUGAUGGUGAAGAACCUGAAGCGAUACCGCAAGAUUCUGGAGAGGGAGGCAGGCCGGUUUGAAGCAUCCAAAUGCGACUUCUUCCCCCGCACAUUUGAGCUGCCCAGCGAGUACCACCUCUUCGUGGAGGAGUUCAAAAAAAGUGCAGGCAGCACCUGGAUCAUGAAGCCAGUGGCACGCUCACAAGGGAAAGGCAUCUUUCUGUUCCGCAAACUCAAGGAUAUCACAGACUGGAAAAAGGACGGCAGUCGCACCGAGGAGCAGAAGGAUGAGAUCCAGGUCGAGAGCUACGUGGCACAGCGCUACAUCGAGAAUCCGUACCUCAUAGGGGGUAGAAAAUUUGACCUGAGAGUCUAUGUGCUGGUGACAUCGUAUAUUCCCCUGAAGGCUUGGCUGUAUAGAGACGGAUUUGCCAGGUUCUCCAAUACCCGCUUCUCCCUUAACAGCCUGGAUGAUCAGUAUGUGCAUCUCACCAAUGUAGCAGUGCAAAAAACUGCGCGGGAUUACGACCCUGAAAAGGGCUGUAAGUGGCAGAUUCAGCAGCUGCGGCGGUACCUGACAGCCAGGCACGGCGCAGAGACUGUGGAGCAGCUGUUCUGGGACAUGGAUGCUAUCUUCAUCCGCAGCCUCCAGAGUGUGCAGAAAGUCAUCAUCAACGACAAGCACUGCUUUGAGCUCUACGGCUAUGACAUCCUGUUGGACCAAGAGUUAAAACCGUGGCUGAUUGAGGUGAACGCCUCACCGUCACUGAGCGCUAGCAGCCAGGAGGAUUACAGCAUGAAGUACGAUCUGCUGGAGGACACCCUGCACGUCGUGGACAUGGAGGGCAGACUCAGUGGCAGGGAGAAGCGGGUGGGGGGGUUUGACCUCAUGUGGAACGACGGCCCAGUUUUCCAAGAGGACAUGAGCCUGGAAACACAGGACAACUCCUGCAAUACAGCAAAUACACACCUGGGUUGCAUCAAUGAUCGGAAGAAGCAACUUCGACAGGUCCUCAAGUCCCUCCCAGGACAUAAGAGAAUAAACCUAUCACAGCCCACAGUUCAUCAAGCCCCUCCCAGGACAUAAGAGAAUAAACCUAUCACAGCCCACAGUUCAUCAAGCCCCUCCCAAGACGCAAGAGAAUAAACCUAUCACAGCCAACAGUUCAUCAAGCCCCUCCCAAGACGUAAGAGAAUAAACCUAUCACAGCCCACAGGUCAUCAAGCCCCUCCCAAGACGUAAGAGAUUAAACCUAUCACAGCCCACAGGUCAUCAAGCCCCUUCCAGGAUGAGAGUGGGUUGGCUCCAAAACGAACUGGUUGCCCUAUGUGGGCGUGGUUUCCGCUCCAUUUAAAUUCGGUAGAUCAAACGGAUACCUUCCCUUUAAAUUGCCAGCACUUCAUUUAGGCAAGCCAGCACACUUAAAUGGAGCUGUCCCAAUAAACCAAUCGCAGCUCCCUAUCCGUUUUCCAGGGCAUAAGGGAAUAAUAACCAAUCACAGCCUAGAUUUCAUGAAAAUCCUGUCAUGACACAUUUAAUGACUGCAAUGACAACCUGCACAGCUCACCAGGGGGACUGCAGAGUGAGAGAUGGAGGACUACAGAAUCAGUGAUGGCAGUACAUAUUAUGGAGGACUGUACAUGCCAAAAUUAACCCCUUAAGUCUCACCGGCCAAGGUGAUUUUUUGCAUUAGUUCCUUUUUUCAGCCUGCAAUUUUCAAUCACUAUGGUAACAGGAGGUACCGUGCAGUUCUCUGUAUAACUUAUUUUAACAUGUCGUUGCUUUAGCAACAACAGUUGCUUAUUUUGUAACGUGGGUGGUAAAACAAGUGUGGGGGGGACCUCACCUUCUCUGCAUUUUGGAAAUCCACAGACAAGAAAGCUAAUGUCAGUGACCUUUCAACGACAAGUGUCCAGCGGAUCAAAUGCAUUAUAGUUUCUCAUCCUAAAAAUGAGCAAACUCAGAGAAACAUUGAUAGUGUCCAUUGUUUACUUAGAAUUUCUCUGGAGGAAUUGUCAUUGUUGUCCAUUUUGCAAUGUUUCGCUACGUUUUGUAUAUUUGUAGUAGUAUAAACUAGUAGUAGUCUAUAGUACUAUUUGUAAUUUAGUUGCAGCAAAAAUGUUAACCCAUCCGUGUGUAAGAAAAUUAAGUACAACUUCAGCUUAUCAAAGAACUGGCUAUGGGAACGUUAUUUAAGUGGGACUAAAAAGCAUUUUAAUGACAUUAUGUUUCCAACGUCUUAUCAUUUGUUAGGCUUGCAUAGAACAACAGCAUUUUCUUGCCUAUGUAACAAAAUUGUAGCAUUAUCAAUAUGCAUCAAUAUUAAUAAGUCUGUUGCAGUUCUUGAUUUUAUGGCAAAAAAGGUUUUACAACAAAAAAAUUAUUUUGUACUUAUGUCUAAAUAGAGGGGACUUCCUUUGGAGGAGGAACAAGGAAUCUCUUGUUCGAGUGGCUAUUUCUGAGGAAGACAGAGGAAACACCAUUGACAACACAAUAGGGCAUUUUUAGUUUUAAUGUAUUUAGGCAUAUAAAUACAUUCUCAGAAUAUUUUAUUAUCAUUCACUAUCAAUAAUUAUCAAUAAUGAGCCAGACUGCUUUUGAAUAAUAAAUAGCAAAUUAUGAAAUUAUGGAAUGUGUUUGACUUGUUGAUGGGGGUUGGGUAUUUGACAAAAACUUCAAUCAAUAGGCCUCCAUGAAUAUGAAUUUACAAGAUGGUAUUAUUGUGAUUAUUAUAAUUAUUUUUCAUGAUCUUCUCAAGCUGUUGCUGUCUGAGGAUAGCUGCAAGGGGAGGGAGUUUGGGACAGAGAGGUUAUAAUAUUCUGAUCAGGAGGGGCGUAGCAAUGCAGUUACUGAUUGUACAAGGCAGAUGCAUUCUGUAGGCCUACAAGGACAAGACAAUACAAUUUUCAGGGUUUUUAAGCCAGUGGGAUAUUCAAUUUUUCACUACAUUGGUUAAAAAAAAACCGAGAAAGAAUAAUAAAAAUAAUAAAGCAAAAGCUGGCGAGCUUUCAAUAGUUUUCUAACUAACUUCUGUCAGUGUUCAAAGAGACAGCCAUGAAGACCAAGUGCUAACCUAGAACCAAUAAAUGAUUUUAAAACAUUUCUGAACUAUUUUUUUAUUAAAACUGAAUUGAACAUGCCCUAUUAAGUCAAGUCAAAGCUGUUUUCACUGUCCUCGGAAGAAAUCACUUGUCUGAGUGAAUAUUUCUAAGGCCUCCAAAUGAUGAGUCUAGUGUUCGGACUUAAAGUCUAAAGAUGUUUUUUGCCAAUGUGGAACAUUAUCAGGGUGUGUAAGUAUGGUUUGUUUACACAGGAGGAAAUAAAAUAUGUAUACUGUAGUUCAGCAUUAGUCAACUCCAUGUCCAGCUGAUUGUUUUACCUGCUUGGUUCAGAUAAUAAGCUAAUGAGUGAAAGCAUUUGGUGUAGCGCACAGUAGGAUCAAAUACCUUCAGACACUGCACUCUGCAGGACGUGGAGUUCAGUAGUAGUAGCUCGUACACAGCUGGUCGCUCUAGCUAUAUUGGGGGACUACUUGGCAAGUACUGGUCAGAUCCUGUACAAACUACAGAUAAUAACAUUGUACGUGCAACUAGGGCCAAGGGGAGGCCCCCCUUUUGAUUUAUAUCCUACACAGGCACAGGGGAUUUGCAAUUUGCAGACAUGGGGGCCCCUCCAGACAAAUUGGGCCUUAGGCGAACUGAGAACUGGCUCAGUGUGCAACUGUGAAAUGGGGAGCAAUUCCUCCGGAGAAUUGCUCAGUAAACAAUGGACAUUGUAUAAUUUUUGGGAUAAUGGAACUACUAUGGAUUUUGCAACUGGAUCUUUGCAGUGAUCAGGAUACCGAUUUUACCAUGAUUUGUGUUGUCUGAAUUUGUUUUUCCACCCCAUGUUACAAAAAAAGGAAUUGUUGUCGCUAAAACAAUGGCAUCAUAAAAUAGUUUAUUGGGAUAGAACCAUGAGUUUUAACUUUCAAAUGGUAUAUUGUGUGACCAGAUUGAUUAAAAAAUUUACUGUAAAAAAA